GUACCUCCUUGUUGCUGGCAAGCUCAAGCUCCAACCUCACAUGUUCAUUCCUGAACAAAGGAAAUUGAUGACUCUUUACUGGUAGACCCUAGUCUGCUCCUGCCCCUCCUCAAGAAAAGGCUGACAUCAGAAACGAGAGAAAAAUUGCCCCUCCCCCUCGCGCCCAAAACCCGCCGAGCUCGCAACACAAACAAAGAAUCACCUUCCGCACUCGGCAACAACCUUCACGAUGCCCAUGCUCAAGGAUCCCUCCAAGAAAUAUAGGUCCUUUCCGCCUAUCAACCUGCCCAACCGGCAAUGGCCCUCCAAGGUCAUCGACAAGGCCCCAAGAUGGCUGGCAACAGAUCUCAGAGAUGGCAACCAGAGUCUGGUCGAUCCAAUGAACGGUGAUGAGAAGUGGACCUACUUCAAGAUGCUCUGCGACCUGGGCUACAAGGAGAUCGAGGUCUCCUUCCCUUCUGCCUCCCAGACCGACUUCGACUUCACCCGCCGUCUGAUCGACACUCCAGGCGCCGUCCCCGACGACGUCUACCUGCAGGUUCUCUCCCCCUGCCGCGAGGACCUCAUCCGCAGAACUGUCGAGUCCCUGAAAGGCGCCAAGAAGGCUAUCGUACACAUCUACCUCGCCACCAGCGAGUGCUUCCGGCGCAUAGUCUUCGGCUUCACACAGGAGGAGAGUCUGGAGCUGGCAAAGAAGUGCGCGCGCCUGGUCCGUCAGCUGACCAAGGACGACCCCGCCCAGCAGGGCACCGAAUGGGCCUUUGAAUUCAGCCCCGAAACCUUCUCUGACACGGGACUGGACUUUGCCGUCCAGAUCUGCGAGGCCGUCAAGGCCGAGUGGGAGCCCACCGAGAAGAACCCCAUCAUCUUCAACCUGCCCGCCACCGUCGAGAUGUCCACGCCCAACGUCUACGCCGACCAGAUUGAGUACUUUUGCACCCACAUCACCGAGCGUGAGAAGGUCUGCGUGUCCCUGCACCCGCACAACGACCGAGGCUGUGCGGUCGCCGCGGCGGAGCUGGCGCAGAUGGCUGGUGCCGACCGCGUCGAGGGCUGUCUGUUUGGGAACGGCGAGCGCACCGGCAAUGUCGACCUGGUCACGCUGGCGCUGAACCUCUAUACCCAGGGCAUCAGCCCCAAGGUCGACUUCUCGAACCUGCAGGGGGUCAUCCACACGGUCGAGGUCUGCAACAAGAUCCCGGUCCACCCUCGUGCGCCAUACGGCGGCUCCCUGGUCGUCUGCGCCUUCAGCGGCUCUCAUCAGGAUGCCAUCAAGAAGGGAUUCCUGGCGCGGGACCAGUCUGGCGCCGAGUACGACGACUACUGGCAGAUCCCCUAUUUGCCCCUGGACCCCAAGGACAUCGGCAGAGACUACCAGGCCGUCAUCCGCGUCAACUCGCAGAGUGGCAAGGGGGGCGCCGCCUGGAUCAUUCAACAACAUCUGCACCUCGACCUACCUCGUGGCCUGCAGGUGGACUUCAGCCGGGUCGUGCAGAAGGUCGCCGACGAGCGCAGCCGCGAGCUGCUACCCGUCGAGAUCACAGAGCUAUUCGAGAAGACGUACUUUUUGCGCGAUAACCCGCGCUUCACCAUCGUGGACUACACCAUCUCGCCGGACCGGUCGCGAAGCCCCGCGCCACCCGAGCCGGGCAAGACGCAGGACACCAAGAACCUCCAGCGGGUGUUCGAGGGCGUCAUCUCGGUUGAGGGACGCGAGUACCAGCUCAAGGGCCGCGGCAAUGGCCCCCUGUCGAGCUUGUCGGAUGCCCUGCGCCAGAUUGGUGUCGACGUCGAUGUCAACGACUACAAGGAGCACGCUGUCGGCAAGGGCCGUGACGUUAAGGCCGCCACGUACAUCGAGUGCACCACUGCAGGCUCCAGCCAGAGGUUCUGGGGCGUGGGUAUCCACGAGGAUGUUGUUCAGAGCUCCCUAGUCGCGCUGCUGAGCGCCGCCAGCAAUUUUGUCGUCUCUCAGCCCAAGAGCCCCAUCCUGAACAAGCUGGCGUCAGCGAAUGGCAGCACCGCCUCGAAUGCCAACCCUGAGUCCGAUAUCAUCAAUCGCCUGGAGACCGCAGCUGACGAGAUGUAACUUCAGGGGAAGAAGGUGUUGUUUGAUAUGAUGGGUUUCUUGCAGACAUAUUCCUACCGGGCUCACGAUUCAUGUCUUGUAACUCACAUUUGUCCUUUGGUUUCUGUCCGUUAGCAAAAACCCAAAUACGUCGGUCUGUCGGAAAAGUGGCGAGGUUUAAGGAUGGUGGGGGGGUUAAAAAAGUGAUUGCGGUUUGACUUUCCUACCCUCAUUCGCCCCCUCUGUAUUAACGAAAUACUAGGGGAAUAAAGUCUCCAGGAGCAAAUUUGAGAGAAAGCCUUGUCGCGAUGGCACGGUGUGCAGCGGGGGGAAAAAAAAAGAAAAAGGAGAGGAAAGCAGAGAGAGAAAAAGGAAGUAAAAAAGCAAAAUAAGACCAAAAUGGCAUCCAUUG
This is a messenger RNA of Cryphonectria parasitica EP155, 2480 nucleotides long. RefSeq names its product 2-isopropylmalate synthase. The coding region runs from base 230 to 2089 and encodes 619 amino acids. The transcript has 4 exons. Gene Ontology annotation, molecular function: 2-isopropylmalate synthase activity. The record is from RefSeq and is a predicted model, not a curated record. Gene Ontology annotation, biological process: L-leucine biosynthetic process. NCBI's taxonomy places the organism in Eukaryota, Fungi, Ascomycota, Sordariomycetes, Diaporthales, Cryphonectriaceae. Gene Ontology annotation, cellular component: mitochondrion.